Pistacia vera is the source of this 686-nucleotide messenger RNA. RefSeq lists its product as uncharacterized. The coding region runs from base 104 to 502 and encodes 132 amino acids. The record is from RefSeq and is a predicted model, not a curated record. The transcript has 2 exons. NCBI's taxonomy places the organism in Eukaryota, Viridiplantae, Streptophyta, Magnoliopsida, Sapindales, Anacardiaceae.
UAGAACAGCUCAACCAUACCCUAAAAACCUCUCCAAUCAUCCCCUAAAAGUUUCCAUAACCAAAGAAAAUUAGAAAAAUAAAUAAAAGAUCCAAAGACUGUAAAUGGAGGUAAGGUUUCUCGCAUGGUUCUUAUUUAUAUUGUGUACUCUUUGUUUAACAUGUUUGGGGUUUGAAGGCUUUCCCACAUCAAAAGUUGAAGAUUUCAAUCUUACGGAACCAAAAUUUGGAGGACAGCUUCAUGUGAGACAUGCAGCUGCAAAUAUCUCAAUUGGAUUAUAUGCAGAAAGCGAAAGAAGAGGAUUAGAGGGAAAUCAUGAUAUUAUUAAUGAAAGAAAGGGACAGAAAGGAAAGGGAACCUAUGGCGGUGGAAAUCCGGCUCAUCAUCCACGCAAAAAUAGAAGUCCAGCUUCACUAUCAUCAACUAUUUGUUUCAUGUCUACUGUUGUGAUAAACAUAAGCUUGGCAGCUUUCUUAGUAAUAUUGCUGCUUGGGGUGUUUUAACCUUCAAUAAGCAACUCUUAUCAACCAACAGGCCAACACUAAGAAGGCCUGCCUAUCUAUCAAUAGUUUCUGGGAUUUUAUUUGUUUCAUGAGCAUCUCUCCUUUUCAUUCAUGGAAAGCCAUCAUGUUAUAAUGUGAGCAAGGUUUGUGAUAAAUUCUUAUUAUUUUAUUAAAUAGUGUUUUA